This is a messenger RNA of Physella acuta, 969 nucleotides long. RefSeq lists its product as uncharacterized. The record is from RefSeq and is a predicted model, not a curated record. Gene Ontology annotation, biological process: regulation of apoptotic process. NCBI's taxonomy places the organism in Eukaryota, Metazoa, Mollusca, Gastropoda, Physidae.
CCAACAACACGUUUAGUGUUAGCCUGAACUGGGUGUAGACGCCGUGGUAUCCCAUGUUCAGUGUUUAACAGUGUUAGACCGAGCACAGUUGCUUGAUGCCCAAGGUUUAAACAAUAAAACAAGUUAACUUUAACGACCAAACAUGGCAUUUCAGAGUCUCAGAAGGCGAAUCGUCGGCUCCUCCGUGGACCAGCAGUCGGACAACACCAUCUCCCUGACCAGCGUGCUGGACCUAGUGGACCCGGCCAUCCGGGCACAAGGGGAGCAACUCUUUGAUCAGUUCGUCAUGAGCCAGGUCAAGUCGUACGAGGUUAUCGGCCCCUGCGUGCAGUCCAUACUCGCACCAAGGACUCCAACACCUGUGGACAGGACACAAAUCAAUGACGCGUCUAAUCGUCUGUGUGAACUGGCGACAAGAUUCGCUGAGACAGAGGAACGAAAACUCGUGAAGGAAACAGCAGUUAUGUUGAGUUCAAACAUGACCGGCCAGGAUUUGGCCACGAUACUGACCACGAUGAUUGGCAGGACGAACCAUCUGGAGGAAGGGAUCGUUGUUCUGUUUUAUUUCUGCUUUGACAUCAUUCUGCACAGGAUGACAGCCAAGUGGGGCAAUGCGCUGGAGGUGGUCAACUUGUGCCGGUCAAGUCUGGUUCAAAUCCUGGGGCCUCGGGUUCAAGCUAGUGGAGGAUGGGGUAAGGUGUUUACCAGCGGUACCAGGGGCGGUGCCAUGCUGGGUCUCUUCGCCACGGGGAUGUUCGUGCUCUCAAGGAUUGGCCCUGGCAUUCUGCUCAUCUUAUGAGACGCCUUCAUGACUAUUUUUUUUAUUUCACUUUGUUUCAUGUUAAUUUAUAACUAGCAACAUCACUUUAACUAUAUUAUUACAUGUCACAUAUUUACUUGAAUAAAAGUAUUAUACUUAUCGAAUAAUUGCAAUGCAGCUAAUACAUUAUUUAUAAAAGUUGCAAUAUA